Trichomycterus rosablanca is the source of this 1737-nucleotide messenger RNA. Its product is annotated as calponin homology domain-containing protein DDB_G0272472-like. The transcript is spliced from 3 exons. The record is from RefSeq and is a predicted model, not a curated record. Lineage: Eukaryota; Metazoa; Chordata; Actinopteri; Siluriformes; Trichomycteridae. Bases 18 to 1667 code for a protein of 549 amino acids.
CAGUAAGCAGCAUAAACAUGUUCUCCCCUUGGACUUUUCCAUCUGACGAAGACGAGCCGCACAGGCGGGUAAACGAACCGGAGAAGAAGGUAAAGAAGAGAAAAUGGUGGCAGAGACGCCAGAAGGUAGAGAUGCAGGACGUGGAGGGUGAGAAGGGAAAUGAGGUAAAGGGUGAAGAGAUGGGGCAAGGAGUGGAGCAGAAGGUUUUAGAGGACCAGGCAGACCAAACACCAAAGAUGGAGAAGCAGGGGGUUCUGGGGAAAAACAAACCUGAGAAGAAAGUAAAGAAGAGAAAAUGGUGGCAGAGACGACAGAAAGUAGAGAUGCAGGUGGCCCCACGGGACCUGGUGGAAGAACCAGAGCAGGUCGUUCUAAAGGACCAGAGGAAACCAGUAAAGAAGGUGGCUCUGGUCUUUGAGAUUGAGAUGAAGAAGUUAGAGAGGCAGGUGGACCCAGUAGAGCAGGUGGACCCAGUGGAAAAACCAGACCAGGUCAUGAAGAAGGUAGAGAGGCAGGUGGCCCCGCUGAACCUGGUUGAAGAACCAGAGCAGGUCAUCCUAGAGGACCAGUGGAAGGAACAUGUAAAAAAUAAGGUUCAUUUCAUUGAGAAUGAGAUGAAGAAGGCAGAGAGGCAGAUGGUCCAGCUGAACCUGGUGGAAGAACCAGAGCUGGUCAUCCUGAAGGACCAGUGGAAGGGACAUGUAAAAAAUAGGGUUCGUUUCAUAGAGAAUGAGAUGAAGAAGGCAGAGAGGCAGAUGGUCCAGCUGAACCUGGUGGAAGAACCAGAGCUGGUCAUCCUAAAGGACCAAGGGAAGGGACAAGUAAAAAAUAGGGUUUGUUUCAUAGAGAAUGAGAUGAAGAAGGCAGAGAGGCAGAUGGUCCAGCUGAACCUGGUGGAAGAACCAGAGCUGGUCAUCCUGAAGGACCAGUGGAAGGGACAUGUAAAAAGUAGGGUUCGUUUCAUAGAGAAUGAGAUGAAGAAGGCAGAGAGGCAGAUGGUCCAGCUGAACCUGGUGGAAGAACCAGAGCUGGUCAUCCUAAAGGACCAGGGGGAGGGACAAGUAAAAAAUAGGGUUUGUUUCAUAGAGAAUGAGAUGAAGAAGGUAGAGAGACAGGUGGACCCGGUGGACACAGUGGAAAAACCAAAGCAGGUAGUAAAGAACCAGAUGGAGAAGCAGGUGCUUCAGAUGGACCAGAUGACGAAGGUGGAAGAACGGGUGGAUCAGGUAGGUUUGAAGAAUGAGGUUAAUAAACCUGAGGAGCAGGUGGGUCUACAGGACCAGAGGGAAAAUCUGGAAAGGCUGGUGGUUCUAGUGAACCGGGUGAAGGAACCAGACAGGGAUGAAGCACCUGAGCACCAGUGGACAGAACUGGAGAAGCCAGCAGCUUUGGAGCACCAAAUAUGGAAACUGAAGGAGCAGAACCUGGAUAGAGGAUGCACUGAAGAUGCACUGAAGAACAUCUCCGAGGUGUCUUCAAACAAUCCGGACCACGAGCAGCUGCAGGACGACGUUCUUGUUCCCCCCAUCGUUGAAGCCCAACCUGAAGAGUCCGCGGCUCUGAUGGAGAUCGCGUGUGAAGAUGAAGGUGUCCCGAUGCAGAAGUUGAGGAGAACCAGCCUGAGAACCAAACGCCCAGUUCUUCAACGUCUGAAGCUGAGGUGGUGACGAUCCGGAGAUCAUCCAAUCACACGCCGACUUUUCCAACAUCAAAAUAACAAUAAAGUGCCUUCAUGAA